CAUGUGUAAAUUGUCUUACAGAGUUUUCACGUGGAACAGAGAAGCGGCUGAAAGGUGAAAAGUGGAGAAAAGGCAAAGAGGAAGAGCUAGAGAGCAAAGGUUGAAGAACGGAAAAGCUUGAAGCUUAGAGAUUGCCGGAUUAACUCAGGUAACGAGCGGUGAUUGAGUAGAAGCUAGUGCUUGGAGUCUAGUGUAGUCUACUUAGAGGGUCGUGCUCUGAUAGAUGUAACAUCGGGACGGGAUGUUUUAAUUGUUUUAUUGUUGGUUGUUGAACCUUUUUACCUGUAAUAUGUUAUAUGUUUUGAAUGGUUAGUUGAUUUCUAUCCGCUGCGAAUUAUGCAAGAAAGUGUUAUUUUGAUUAAAUAAAGAGCAUGACAGUUAUUAUGGUGUGAAGUUAGUUGUGUGACACCCUUGGUGCAUAAUUACUCUGAUAUAUAUAUUUGUUGUUUUUAUUAAAUAAUUGGGGGUAUUUUAGAAGGGUGUUACAUUAGUGGUAUCAGAGCAGGUCGGUCUGUCCGGCCAGUUGUCGUGUCGUUACUGUCUAACAAUUGUGUAAUUGUUACUAAUCUAACUUUUAAGUUGUGUUGUAUUGAUAAGUUGAAAUGGCUGGAAGGAAUGACGCUGCAAUGGCUGCCGCAAUGCAAGCGAUGGCACAAGCUGUGCAGAACUUGCCAAAUGCUGGUGGUGAUGCUGGAUCACGUAGCUUGGCGACUUUUCAGAGAGAGAAUCCGCCGGUGUUUAAAGGGAAGCAUGAUCCAGAUGCAGCCUUGGGAUGGUUGAAAGAGAUUGAGAGAAUCUUCCGUGUUAUGGAUUGCACUCCAGCUCAGAAGGUUCGGUAUGGUACUCACAUGCUAGCAGUCGAAGCUGAUGACUGGUGGCUAGAGACUCACGAGAGGUUGACCGUGGCAGGUGAAGUCAUUACUUGGGAUGUAUUCCGCAGGGAAUUCAUGAGGAAGUAUUAUCCGGAAGAUGUCCGUGGUAAGAAGGAAAUUGAGUUCCUUGAGCUGAAGCAAGGAAACAUGUCUGUCACUGAUUAUGCUGCGAAAUUUGUGGAGCUGUCCAAAUUUUAUCCUCAUUACACUGGUGCUGGUGCUGAAUUUUCAAAGUGCAUCAAGUUUGAAAAUGGAUUGCGCUCUGAAAUUAAGAAGGUUGUUGGGUAUCAGAAGAUACGCAUUUUUACUGAAUUGGUUGAUAGCUGCAGGAUAUUUGAAGAAGACAAUAAUGCUCAUUACAAGAUUGUCAGUGACCGCAGGGGCAAGCAACAUCAAAAUCGUGGCAAGCCGUAUGAUGCCCCAGUGGGAAAAGGGAAACAAGGAGCUGCUCCGGCUCAGAGGACUAGUAGGGGAGGUGCUCCUGCUGGUAUUGUUUGCUUCAAGUGUGGUCAGGCUGGUCAUAAGAGUAAUGUAUGCACUGCUGAAGUAAAGAGGUGUUUUCGCUGUGGUAAGACUGGCCAUGCAAUAGCUGAUUGCAAGCAUAAGGAAAUGAUUUGUUUUAAUUGUGGCGAAGAAGGGCAUAUUGGAAGUCAGUGUCAGAAGCCAAAGAAAUCUCAAACUGGGAAGGUGUUCGCAUUGACCGGAACUCAAACCUCCAGUGAGGACAGACUUAUCCGAGGUACGUGUUAUAUUAAUGGCUUUCCUCUUGUAGCUAUUAUUGACACAGGUGCGACUCAUUCCUUUAUAUCUUUGGAUUGUGCUGUGAAACUUAAGUUAGAGAUAUCUGAGAUGUUUGGUAGUAUGGUAAUUGAUACUCCUGCGAAGGGUUCAGUGACUACUACUUCGGUUUGUUUAAACUGUCCUUUGAGUAUUUUUGGUAGAGACUUUGGGAUGGACCUAGUGUGUCUUCCACUAGUGCAGAUUGAUGUUAUUCUGGGUAUGAACUGGUUGGUGUUUAACCGAGUUUCUAUCAAUUGUUUUGAUAAGACGGUGGUCUUUCCUGAGAUUGAGGAGGGAAAGAGUUUGUUUCUAUCAGCAAGGCAAGUGAAUGAGGAAGUAGCUGAGGGGGCAGAGUUGUUUAUGCUGUUAGCGACUUUGGAGGCUAAAGAUAAAUUGGUGAUUUGCGAUCUAGCCGUGGUAUGUGAUUUUCCUGAGGUGUUUCCGGAAGAGGUGAAUGAAUUACCGCCAGAGCGCGAAGUGGAGUUCUCAAUUGAUUUGGUGCCUGGUACUAGGCCGAUAUCGAUGGCUCCGUACCGUAUGUCUGCUGUUGAGUUAACUGAAUUGAAGAGUCAGUUGGAAGAUCUGUUGGAGAAAAAAUUUAUUCGUCCGAGUGUGUCACCGUGGGGUGCACCAGUGCUAUUGGUUAAGAAGAAGGAAGGUACGAUGAGGUUGUGUGUGGACUACAGGCAACUGAAUAGAGUGACGAUCAAGAAUCGGUAUCCUUUGCCGAGGAUUGAUGAUUUGAUGGAUCGGUUGGUUGGUGCAAGUGUGUUCAGCAAAAUAGAUUUGAGAUCUGGGUAUCAUCAGAUCCGUGUGAAAACCGAGGAUAUUCAGAAGACUGCUUUCAGAACAAGGUAUGGACAUUAUGAGUAUUCUGUAAUGCCUUUUGGUGUGACUAAUGCGCCUGGAGUAUUUAUGGAGUAUAUGAAUAGGAUUUUCCAUCCGUACCUAGACAAGUUUGUUGUGGUGUUUAUUGAUGAUAUUUUGGUGUAUUCGAAAUCUGAAGAAGAGCAUGCUGAACAUUUGAGAGUGGUUUUGGGAGUUCUACGAGAAAAGAAGUUAUUUGCUAAAUUGUCCAAGUGUGAAUUUUGGUUAGGAGAGGUGAGUUUUCUUGGUCAUGUGAUUUCAAGAGGUGGCGUUGCUGUUGAUCCUUCUAAGAUAGAAGCGGUAUCUAAGUGGGAAGCUCCGAAGUCUGUUGCUGAGAUUCGAAGUUUCCUUGGUUUGGCUGGUUAUUAUAGGAAGUUCAUUGAGGGAUUUUCUAAGUUGGCGUUACCAUUGACGAUGUUGACUAGGAAGGGGCAAGCGUUUGUUUGA
Lathyrus oleraceus (garden pea) is the source of this 2966-nucleotide messenger RNA. RefSeq lists its product as uncharacterized. The coding region runs from base 603 to 2966 and encodes 787 amino acids. Gene Ontology annotation, biological process: proteolysis. The transcript is spliced from 3 exons. NCBI's taxonomy places the organism in Eukaryota, Viridiplantae, Streptophyta, Magnoliopsida, Fabales, Fabaceae. The record is from RefSeq and is a predicted model, not a curated record. Gene Ontology annotation, molecular function: zinc ion binding; protein binding; nucleic acid binding.